Molecule: messenger RNA, 1533 nt
Organism: Paralichthys olivaceus (Japanese flounder)
Lineage: Eukaryota; Metazoa; Chordata; Actinopteri; Pleuronectiformes; Paralichthyidae
Gene: creg2
Product: cellular repressor of E1A-stimulated genes 2
Source: RefSeq, a predicted model, not a curated record
GAAGUGCGUCCACGUGAGUUUUGUAAACAUAAUAGUGAGCGGGUGAGUGCGGUCACUCUCCCCGAGCUCAGUGCUAUGAAGGCCCGUUACAUUCUCCUGGCGCUCCUCGGCAGCGUGCUCACUCCCGGUCAGAGCUACACCCUGAGGAGCUCCGUGUCCUGGGUCGUCUCCUCCAACGAUGUAGUGGAGGACGCGGACCUGUCGGAGGAGGUGGCCCCGGCGCUGCUGGUGGACGGCGCGGGGCUGUGGAAGCAGGCGUACCCGUCCUCCAACGUCCUCGGAGACGGCGCGGAGAGCCCCGGGGAGCUGGUGAAGCCCGAGAGCGACGGUGUGGCGCAGCUGUCCUCCCGCUUGUUUUCGUACCGACUGGAGAGUGUGAAGGGUUCCGCCGGCGGCGCUGCUCCCCCGCCGCCACCGCACCAGGAGACCGCCCGGACCGCCCGAUACAUAGCACACUACAGUGACUGGGGACAUCUGUCCACCAUCUCCAUGCAGGACAAGAUUAAAGGUCUCCCCUUUGGGAACAUCUUCUCAGUCAGCGAUGGACCAGCUGACAACAGCACUGGAGUUAUCUACUUCUACGUAACUCCGAUGGACAACUCUGUGUCAGACCUGAAAAAUAACCCGUAUGCUUCUCUCACCUUCUCAGAGGCAGAGGGGGAUUUCUGCAGGCAAAUGAUGUAUGACCCAGAGGAUCCAAGAUGUGCUCGACUCACACUGACAGGCAAGAUGGUGGAGGUGGCGCCAGAGGAGCUUGCAUUUGCAAAGGAAGCAAUGUUCUCCAGACAUCCUGUUAUGGCGAAGUGGCCAGUGGGACACAAGUGGUUCUUCAUGAAGCUGGAGUUGAUCCAAGUGUGGCUGCAGGACUGGGUCGGGGGCGUUUCACUCAUACCAAUCGAGGACUACUUUAAAGCAACACCCUUCUGAGAAUAUCCCUCCCUCUGCAUCACGUCAGCCUACAGAAACAGACCAGUCAGCUGUCUGCACCGCACGUCACUCAAAGAAGGGACAAGACAAUGUUCACAGAUUACUUAAAAGCUUUUUUUAAUUCACCAUUUUUUCUUUGUUUGGGACAAAAUCAGUUCAUCAGGUUCCUGUGUGAAUGUAUUUUAAAUCACCAUCAGUGAGCUUAUUAAAUUUAAAGGUCACGGUCUUCACUGCUGGUAUAGACUGGCCUGUGUCAUUAAUUAAUUAUUUUCAAACAAUAAAUGGCUACUAUUGUAUGGGUUUGCAUCAAACUAUACUGUAUUGUGAACAUACAAUUCUUGCGCAUAUUUAAUUUUUAAGAAAACAUUGAUUUAUUGUGUUCACUUUGUUUUAAAGCUUCGCUGGGAAAUGUAUUGUCAAAGGAUUAAGUUGGUUGAAGAAGUUGUGUGGGUGAUAUAGGACAUGGAAAUAACUAGGGCAACUAUUAGAUGAAUUGGUUAUUAAUAGAUUGACUAAAUCUCUUUUCAAGGUCGAUUGAGCAGCAGUUGUUGGCUUAAACUCACAUCACAUUAUCCUAAUUAAUAAAUGGAAUUUUAAAUGAGCAAA